Molecule: messenger RNA, 3130 nt
Organism: Onthophagus taurus
Lineage: Eukaryota; Metazoa; Arthropoda; Insecta; Coleoptera; Scarabaeidae
Source: RefSeq, a predicted model, not a curated record
UACAUUGGAGAUGUCAAAAACGUCAAAUCGGCUGGAGUGAAAAAUCGGGGCGUUUUGUACGAAAAUGAUCAAGUUACAACCGAUCCAGACGAAACAUGCUUAAACCGGCACCUUUUUCGACAUGCCCCCGUGAAAAAGGUUAUUUUUAAUCAUUCAAGAUGAAUAUCAUGCGAAAAUUACGUAGUGGGAUGUCGAACGCCCAAAAUGCGUCGAACCACGACAUCCCAGACACCGUACCAGGAUCACCACACACUCAACUGGGCUUAAUGCACCUGAAGAAGCUUUUUUCUGAGUAUAGUCAUCCAUCCCAUCCACUCUCUGAUGCCGAAAAAGACGACAAACUCUACAACAUGUUACCAUUAUUUUGUAAAGUUUUCGGGGCGAGUCCUUCUCAUGAUAUGAACGAGAAGUUUUGGGAUAUCCUCGCGUUUUGUCAACAAGUUUCUCUCUUAAUGGUCUCCGAGAUACGUAAACGCGCUUCUAAUCAAAGUACGGAAGCAGCGAGUUGUGCCAUUGCUAAGUUUUUGGAGAUUGAAAAUUGUGAGGAAUCAAGUAAUGGGUGGAUGUUGUUGUCUACCUUGAAUUUAUUGGCAGCAGGAGAUUCUAAUUUAGUACAAGUUAUGUCAGAUGUUUCAGUUCCCUCAACAUUAGUAAAAUGCUUAUAUUUAUUCUUUGAUUUACCUGAGAUGAGUGAACUGGAGGCGAAUACUAAAGAUGGAAAUAGUGAUUUUACACCCAGAGAAAGAAGGAUUUUACUUCAAAAAAUUUUUGUACAGCUACUUGUAAGAUUAUGUAGUCAUCGAAUCCCAGCUGAAGAAUUAGCAAGGAAAGAUGACCUCACACUUUUAUUCUCAGCAAUAACCUCACCAUGUCGUCUCCAUAAUAUAAUGUGGAGAAAAAGUGCGGCGGAAGUAUUAAUGACUUUAUCAAGACAUGGAUUAAGUCCACCAGUUGUGGGAUAUAUUCACUCGAAAAGUUGUGUUGCUCUUUGUAUUGAUAACAUGCAAAGAGUUCCAGAAUUAGCCCCAUUGGAAGUUGUAGAAAUGUUCGUAACGAUGUUUUGCUUUCUAAAAGAUUCCAGUGAUGUUUCAUCGACACUUUUAGAUGAUUUUAGACAAGCGCAAGGUUAUUUAUUUUUAUCGGAUUUUCUUUUAAAGUUGGAAAAUGAACGCUCCACCGACGCUCAAGAUUCAAUAAGAAAUUUGAUUUUAAUGAUAACCUCGUUAUGUAUGUGCGGCUAUUUAGAAUUAAAACCAUCGCAAGCUUCAACAGGUUCUCUAUUUCAAUUGCAAGGGUUCUCAUUACCGCAACCUUCCGGAAAAGGAACCAGCGUUCGGAAUGUGCAAGCUUUUCACGUUUUACAAACUAUGUUUCAAAAAUCUAAUUCUCCGAUGCUUUGCUCGGUUAUUUUAGAUGCAAUUUCAAACAUUUAUCAUUCUGAUAACGCGAAUUAUUUUAUCUUAGAAAAUCAAAAUACAUUGAGUCAAUUUACGGAAAAAAUUUAUCAUAAACCAGCGGAAAUCCAACAUAAAUUAUUCCAAUUAAUUGAGUUUUUAGUUUUUGAAUUGAAUUUUGUGCCAUGCAAAGAACUAAUAAGCAUGUCAAUUUUCUUAAAAACGCACAGUAUGAAUCAUGUCGAAUGUAGCAUCAUUUGUAUGCAAACUUUAUUAAAUAUUUUAAGACAUAACAACAUAUUUAAAGAUGUUUAUCGAGAAGUUGGGUUAUUAGAAGUCUUUGUAACUUGCUUGAAUCGUUAUGGAAACCUUUUGGAAACGAAAAAAACAGCUGUCGAUGCAGGAAAAGAUUUUUUUAUCCCCAUCGGGCAAGAAAGAUUUGGAAACAUGGUUAUCGAAGCAUUAACGGUAUUAUUAUCGUCAAAUUCAUCGAACGCUAACGUUUUACGCGAAUGCGGCGGAGCAAAAUGCGUUCAUAAUUUAGUGAUUUUCGCUGAAUGUCGUCAGGCAACUUUAGGAAUAAUAAGAGAAUUAGUUUUAACUUCCGGUGGUGAUGAGGAUAUGGCACAACUUUUAGCUACCUUACACACAGCUCCAAGACACGCUUUAUUAUUAAAAAUGGAUAUACUCAAAGCUUUGCUUCAAUGCUUAAAAGAAUCUCAUCGUACAAGAACUGUUUUCCGCAAGGUAAACGGUUUCGUUUAUGUAACCAGCGUUUUAAUUUCAUUGGAAGGAAAGUUAUCGAAAUAUGAACCCGAUCCCGAUAUUUUAAAUUUAUUACAAUUGGUUUUUUAUACGAUUAGUACUGCCAUGAGGUUCGAGCCGGCAAAUGCAAAAUUUUUUCAUCACGAAAUUUGCAUGACAAGUCUGUGUGAUACUUUGAGACUAUUAGGAUGUUUUUCGCCGUUAAAAAUCGAAUCUCUUGCGGAUUGUGAUGAAAUUUUAGCGUUGGACAUGCACUUACAAGAUUUAUACCAUAAGAUAUUUAUCGGAAGUUUAAAUAAUUUAACGAUUAAUAACGAUGUACCUGCUACUUUAGCAUACGCUACUAUUGUGUAUAGAUUAUUAUACGAUUUAGCUUUGGAUUUGUAUGAUAAACCGAAUGCGUCGUCGUCAAUUCUUGCCAUGAAAUCUCUUUCGAGGCAAUCAUCUAAUGAGCCAUCGGUAAGAAUUAAAUUAAAUACUCUCUCCGUCCAGAAAUAAGUGUCCGCUAUCGAUUUUUUUUGUCCAAAAAUAAGUGUCUGAUUUACUUAAAAAUUAAUUUAUUGAAACUUAACUACAAAUAACGUUUCUAAGAAACUUUUGAUGGGAAUUAUACUGAAUUAAUGAUGUCUUUUACAUGUUGAUAAAGCCCAAAAUCAAAAUUUAUAGAAACUGGAUCUUUAUUCAUAUAUUAUUCAUAUUCCAUCUACUUUUAUGGUUGCUACUAUACACUGUUGGAACUCAAUUUGGAAAAGGCUUUUUCAACAGCAAGAACUAAUUCGUCUACAGUUUUGCAAGCCGAUUGUUGCUGCAAUGAUUGAAUUGCAUUAAAAAGCCUAAAUCUAAGACGUUUGUAUCAGGACUAUUGGGUGGCUGACACCAGGAAGAAUGUGUGGUUUAGCGCUGUCUUGCUGGAUCCAAAUUGUUUGCGACGAAAUUUUGCUUGAAUUUCGGGCAACAAUUUUCCAAUAAUC